This is a messenger RNA of Arctia plantaginis, 558 nucleotides long. The record is from the annotation of a GenBank genome assembly. Lineage: Eukaryota; Metazoa; Arthropoda; Insecta; Lepidoptera; Erebidae.
AUGUCGAAUGUGAAAUUGAAUCUGAUAGCUGCUGCCUGUGAAAAUAUGGGAAUUGGUGUAAAUGGAACGUUACCAUGGCGUUUAAAAAAAGAAAUGGCAUACUUCACAACAAUGACAACUAAAGUUAAGGAUCCAUCAAAAAUGAAUGCCAUUAUAAUGGGAAGAAAAUCCUGGGACUCAAUACCACCCAAAUUCCAACCAUUGAGCAAUAGACUGAAUAUUGUGCUGACUCAUCAGGUUGAUACUAUUAAAGAAAAGGUACCCGAAGAUGUAGUGGUAGUGUCAGGACUGGACGAAGCCAUCAAACAUAUAGAAGGAAGACAAGACAUAGAAUCCACAUGGGUUAUCGGAGGCUCUGCCAUAUACCAGGCAGCAAUGUCACACCCUAACUGUGGCAAAAUAUACUUAACAGAGAUCCAGAAGUCAUACGAUUGCGACACAUUCUUCCCGAACAUAGAUAAACAGCAGUUCCACUUGGUAGACGAAGAAGACAUCCCUGAAGAAAGACAAAUGGAGGGAGAUAUUAGUUAUUAUUUUAGAGUAUAUAAGAAAUUGUAA